CCUAUUUUAUCUUUCCACUUCUCACGAAGUCACGAGUCCCGAAUCAGGAGUCGCCUUGUAGAACCCUGGAAUCGCUGGAUAGACAGCUUAAAAGGAAGAGAGAACCAGGAGCUCAUAGAAAGAGAGGAGCAAGAGAAACAUAACAGUUUUUAAGAGAACAGAAAGAGGAGAGAGAUUAUUAUACAAGAAGAUUGAUUGGGAAUCAGAAGGAAAAUGGGUCGUCGUAGUCGGUUGCCGUUAGGGCAGGAGCUGAUCCUCUGUGCCAUCAGCGCUGCUUUGAGCUAUGCGAUUUUGGCGGUUGGGCUUAAGCAACUCGACCCAAAUAGAGAGUCUGCUAAGAAGGCUGCAGAAAAGAAGAAGGAGCUUUCUAAGAGAUUGGGUCGUCCUAUACCCUCCAUGAAUUCCUAUGAGGAUAUGGUAGCUUGUGAUGUUAUCAACCCUGAUGAGAUUAAAGUGACAUUUGAGGCAGUUGGUGGUCUUGAAAAAGUUAAAGAAGACCUUCAUGAGCUGAUUAUUCUUCCUCUCCAAAGGCCUCUUUUGUUUUUAAGAGGAAAGCUCCUAGCUCCUCAAAAAGGUGUAUUGCUUUAUGGUCCACCUGGAACUGGAAAAACUUUGUUGGCAAAAGCCAUUGCGAGGGAAUCUGGGUCAGUUUUUAUCAAUGUGAGAGUGUCCAAUUUGAUGAGUAAAUGGUUUGGUGACGCUCAAAAACUCGUUACUGCUGUCUUUACAUUGGCAUAUAAGCUUCAACCUGCCAUUAUAUUCAUAGAUGAGGUUGACAGCCUAUUGGGUCAGCGCCGCAAUACUGAGCAAGAAACCUUAACAAACAUGAAGACUGAAUUUAUGACAUUAUGGGACGGCCUGACAACAGACAGAAAUGCUCGUAUUAUGGUUCUUGCUGCAACCAACAGGCCUUGGGAUCUUGAUGAAGCCAUACUUAGGCGUUUUUCUCGAGCUUUUGAAGUUGGACUGCCAAAUGCUUCUGAGAGGGCCACUAUUAUGAGGGUAAUACUGAAUGGGGAAAAUGUAGCCGAUGAUAUAGAUUAUACAAAGAUCGCACUUCUAACAGAGGGUUUCAGUGGUUCUGAUCUCAAAGAGCUGUGCAGGCAAGCAGCUUAUAUUCCUAUCAGAGAACUCCUAGAGCAAGAAAAGAACGGUCAAGAAACUUCAAAGGUCCCUAGGCCUUUGAAGCAUUCUGAUAUUGAAAGUUCAUUCAUUGCAUCAAAAUCUUCAAAUUUAGCAACUGAAUAUGGCGGGAGAAGGCAAAUACAAGAACCAUCAGCCCAAGGGUCACUGAUGCUCAGGUGGUCUGAACUAGUUAACGUACUCGCACUUUUGGGUGGGGAUUCAAACAGAAUUCUGGAGCAAUGAGUAUCAUUUGGGUUCAGCCCUAAUUUUUCAGAGGGAUUAGACGUUUAACGACAUGUGGUUGCUCUGUUUAAGUAAUUUUAUGAGCAGAUGGCCCCAUAACAAUAGUUCUAGACGCAUCAACAGGUUGAUAGCAUAUUCUUGAUUUGUUGUAAAUAUGAUGGGUUCAUAUAAUUCAAGUUGGGGUUUCUCCCCUGAGGUUUUGAGUGAGUAAGAAAUUAUAUAUAUUUUUUAGUUUGAUAA
This is a messenger RNA of Amborella trichopoda, 1608 nucleotides long. RefSeq lists its product as uncharacterized. Lineage: Eukaryota; Viridiplantae; Streptophyta; Magnoliopsida; Amborellales; Amborellaceae. Gene Ontology annotation, cellular component: mitochondrial outer membrane. The record is from RefSeq and is a predicted model, not a curated record. Gene Ontology annotation, molecular function: ATP hydrolysis activity; ATP binding.